Messenger RNA from Lotus japonicus, 1719 nucleotides. RefSeq names its product homeobox protein knotted-1-like 13. NCBI's taxonomy places the organism in Eukaryota, Viridiplantae, Streptophyta, Magnoliopsida, Fabales, Fabaceae. The coding region runs from base 280 to 1398 and encodes 372 amino acids. The transcript is spliced from 6 exons. Gene Ontology annotation, biological process: regulation of DNA-templated transcription. Gene Ontology annotation, molecular function: DNA binding. Gene Ontology annotation, cellular component: nucleus. The record is from RefSeq and is a predicted model, not a curated record.
CCCCCUCCACGUACGUUAUCACCAAUCCCACCCUCCCCUCGAUCUUCGUGUCCACAUUUCAAAAAAGUCUUCAAAAGUGCUUUUCUAAACCCCUUCCUCCUUCCUUCUACUCCCUUCCACCGCCGCUCACUCCUUCUCUCUAAAUUCUCCAAACCUCGCCGUGUUUCCGCCGCUUUUCUUUCUUCUUCCAAUCUCAGUGUAUCGUAACAGCAAAUUGAAUGUAAAAAAAAAGAGAGAGAAAAACAGAAGAAUUGUGAACCAAAUUAGCAAGUUCAUCAAAUGGCUUAUCACGACCAUCUAUCACACGAGAUCAGUUUUCAGCAAUUCACGGACGACCAGCAGAUGAGUCAUCAAGGAAGAGACAUGCAGCAGAGGAUGAUGCCGCUCUCAGCCCCCGGCGGAGGAGCGGCGCCGACGUGGCUCAACAACGCGGCGGCGCUCCGGCAGCAGAAUUUCCUGCAUCUCCAGCCGGACUCCGCGGCGCAGAACGACGACGUGGUUCGGGGCCUGAUGGAGAAGAGCGGCGGCGAUCGAGACCACAACCACAACGGCGAGUCGGAGGACUUGGCGGAGUAUAAGGCGGACAUUCUGGGACAUCCGCUGUACGACCAGCUGCUGUCGGCGCAUGUUUCGUGUUUGAGGAUCGCGACGCCGGUGGACCAGCUUCCUCGGAUCGACGCGCAGCUGCAGCAGGCGCAGCGCGUGGUGGACAAGUACUCUCGCCUUGGGAAUGGUGUGGUGGAUGAGAAGGAGCUAGAUCAAUUCAUGACGCAUUAUGUUCUGCUGCUGUGUGCUUUUAAAGAACAAUUGCAACAGCAUGUCCGUGUUCAUGCCAUGGAAGCUGUUAUGGCUUGCUGGGAGCUCGAGCAGUCUCUACAAAGCUUGACCGGUGUAUCUCCGGGUGAGGGAACGGGUGCAACAAUGUCUGAUGAUGAAGAAGACCAAGCAGAGAGCAAUGCUGCCAACUUAUACGAAGGAAGCAUGGAUGGUGCUGAUAGUCUCAGCUUUGGGCCUCUUGUUCCCACUGAAAGUGAAAGGUCUUUGAUGGAGCGUGUGAGGCAGGAGUUGAAGCAUGAGCUCAAGCAGGGUUACAAGGACAAGAUUGUGGACAUAAGAGAAGAAAUUCUACGAAAGAGAAGAGCUGGGAAGCUCCCUGGCGACACCACCUCCCUUUUGAAACAAUGGUGGCAGUCACAUUCUAAAUGGCCUUAUCCAACUGAAGAAGACAAGGCAAGGCUGGUGCAGGAAACAGGGUUGCAAUUAAAGCAGAUAAACAACUGGUUCAUUAAUCAAAGAAAAAGGAAUUGGCAUACCAAUCCUUCCUCUUCUACUGGUGCCGGAACCAAAACCAAGCGCAAGAGUGGUGCAGGUGAAACAAGUAACCAGAGCUUCAUGUAAAUGAUUGAUACCUGGUUUGAACAGAGGAAAAGGACUAUCUCUAUAUUAAUCUCCAUUUUGUGCAUGUAACAAUGGUGGGGUUCAAAGUGGAAUUUAAUUUAUAUAUGAUAUCAUCAGUCACUGUUUAGAAAUAGUAUUGUUGUACUUGUAUAUGACGCUGCAGCUUGAUAGUCCUACCUGGUAUUGUUGCAGCGUUUAAAGGGUAUCUAAGAAUGCAUGCAUGGUGAUUCCUAUUUAUAUAUUUGUAACGCAUUACACUGAAACAAUUUUUGAAAGAAAGGGGAAAAUCCAUGAAUGUGCAUGCUGCAAGUUUCGUGAUCA